AUAUGUAUGAUAUACAGCCAUUUUCAACUCUUCUUAGUUUUCUGGUUGGUCAACAUUUAGCGCUUCUAGAUUAUGACUUCCAAAUCCAGCUAUCUAUAUUUACAUGCCACUGCUUGUUAGAGGUCGGCAUACGAAAGAGAAAACAAAAGAAACUUCAAAAUGUUUGUCUCCUCAACAAGAAAUCUAUUAAGCAUUUGUGUCCUGUCUCUGGUUUUAUCUUCCUGUCAGGGGAGGGUAGACCCGAAUUUCCGGAUUAAAGCAGUUAAUCUAGGAGGUUGGCUCGUGACUGAAGGUUGGAUUAAACCUUCUCUUUUUGAUGGCAUCGUCAACAAAGAUUUCUUGGAUGGAACUGCGCUUCAGUUUAAGUCAGUAACAACUGGAAAAUAUCUUUGCGCCGAACAAGGUGGAGGAAGUAUCAUAGUUGCCAACCGGACAUCUGCUUCUGGCUGGGAAACCUUUACAUUGUGGAGGAUCAAUGAUACGGCCCUAAAUUUUAGGGUCUUUGAGAAGCAAUUCAUUGGACUUGACACAAACGGAAAUGGGAUUGACAUAGUAGCUGUUUCAAAAACUCCUGGAAAUUCAGAAACCUUUGAGAUUUUGAGGGACUCCAAUGAUAAGAAUCGGGUUCGGAUCAAAGCACCAAAUGGGUACUACUUACAGGCAAAAACAGAAGAGCUGGUGACAGCUGAUUCGCAAGGGGGUAACGGAAGGGGAGAUGAUGAUCCAUCAGUAUUUAAGAUGGAGAUGGUUGGAAGGCUGGAGGGCGAGUUUCAAGUAACCAAUGGCUAUGGUCCCGAUAGAGCCCCACAAGUCAUGAGAGAGCAUUGGGGAACGUUCAUUGUGGAAGAAGACUUCAAAUUCAUAUCGCAAAAUGGGCUUAAUGCUGUGAGAAUACCAGUUGGUUGGUGGAUAGCCAGCGAUCCAACCCCUCCUCCGCCUUUUGUCGGGGGCUCCUUGUUUGCAUUAGACAAUGCCUUCGUAUGGGCACAGAAAUAUGGGUUAAAAGUUAUAAUUGAUCUACAUGCCGCACCAGGUUCGCAAAAUGGUUGGGAGCACAGCGGUUCCAGAGAUGGCUCCCAGGAAUGGGGUAAAACAGAUGAAAACAUAAAUCAGACCGUAGCUGUUAUAGAAUUUUUAACAGCCAGAUAUGCAAAGAACCAAAGCCUCUAUGCAGUUGAGCUGAUUAACGAGCCUCUUUCACCUGGAGCGACACUGGAGAGCGUGAUCAAAUACUACAAAGCGGCUUAUGCUGCUGUCCGUAGGCACUCUUCUACAGCUUUUGUGGUGAUGUCAAAUAGGCUAGGACCAAUGGAACCAAGGGAGCUAUUCCCAAUGGCCAGUGGCUUAAGGGGUUCUGUUAUUGAUAUACAUUAUUACAACCUUUUCCAAGACAUGUUUGACAACAUGACUGUCCAACAGAACAUUGAUUUUAUAUAUCAGAAUAGAUCCUUACAGCUGAAUCAUGUUACUACAUCUAAUGGUCCUCUCACUUUUGUUGGUGAAUGGGUGGCUGAGUGGCUAGUUAGUGGAGCUAGUAAAGAGGAUUACCAACGGUUCGCCAAGGCCCAAUUAGAGGUCUGGGGGAGAGCGACUUUCGGUUGGGCUUAUUGGACUCUGAGGAAUGUUAACAGACAUUGGAGCCUGGACUGGAUGAUCAAGAAUGGCUAUAUCAAACUUUAGCCCGUAGGUUGUAACAUGACUCUCUAGCAGGGAAAUAAGGGAUGCAACAUCAACAUGUUAGUAUGUUACCCAACCCUAAACACCCAACAAUAAAAAGGUUGUAGCAUGGUUAUAGCCUAUUUAGAACAUCCCUAUGUCAUUUUCAAGUGUAAAAAAAUACACUCUAAAUAAAAAUUAGAAAGGUUUUUGGACCACUCAAUGACGAAUUUUAACAUUUGA
Durio zibethinus is the source of this 1899-nucleotide messenger RNA. Its product is annotated as putative glucan 1,3-beta-glucosidase A. The record is from RefSeq and is a predicted model, not a curated record. Gene Ontology annotation, biological process: establishment or maintenance of cell polarity; actin filament bundle assembly; polysaccharide catabolic process. Gene Ontology annotation, molecular function: hydrolase activity, hydrolyzing O-glycosyl compounds; actin filament binding. Gene Ontology annotation, cellular component: cytoplasm; actin cytoskeleton. Lineage: Eukaryota; Viridiplantae; Streptophyta; Magnoliopsida; Malvales; Malvaceae.